UACUUACACAGGUAGAAGCUAGGUUGUUAUGGCGUCUUGCUGUCCGACCAUGAAGUUUCAGCGUCCCUUUGGUCUGAACAGAAAGGUUGUUUCUGACUCUGGAAGAGUUAGUUCCUUCUGGGGAGCGGAGGUUGUCAAGGCUAAUCAUCUGAAGCACAGUGGACCUCAGAAGAUUCAGACAAGGCUCAUUCGCUCUGUUCUCACCCCAUCUGUUGAUCAAGAGUCUCAUGAGCCUCUGUUGAGAACUCCAAGAGCAGACCCAAAGAAUGUGGCAUCUAUCAUACUAGGUGGCGGUGCUGGGACUCGCUUGUUCCCUCUUACAAGCAAGAGAGCCAAACCUGCGGUGCCAAUUGGAGGGUGUUACAGGCUGAUAGAUAUACCAAUGAGCAAUUGCAUCAACAGCGGUAUUAGGAAGAUCUUCAUCUUAACUCAGUUCAACUCUUUCUCUCUCAAUCGCCACCUUUCUCGCACUUACAACUUUGGCAAUGGAGUCAACUUCGGUGAUGGUUUUGUUGAGGUUCUUGCUGCAACCCAAACUUCCGGAGAUGCAGGAAAGAAAUGGUUUCAGGGAACUGCUGAUGCUGUUAGGCAGUUUAUAUGGGUCUUUGAGGAUGCCAAGACAAAGAAUGUGGAACAUGUCUUGAUCUUGUCUGGUGAUCAUCUCUAUCGGAUGGAUUACAUGAACUUUGUGCAGAAGCACAUUGAGUCAAAUGCUGAUAUCACAGUUUCUUGUGUUCCCAUGGAUGAGAGCCGUGCUUCGGAUUAUGGUCUGCUUAAAAUUGACGAGUCUGGACAAAUCAUUCAGUUCUCGGAGAAACCAAAGGGAGAUGACUUAAAGGCAAUGCAAGUUGACACUACAGUUCUUGGUCUGCCACCAAAAGAAGCUGCAGAGCUCCCAUACAUUGCAUCGAUGGGAGUUUAUGUGUUUAGAAAAGAAGUUUUGCUAAAGCUUCUCAGAUCGAGUUAUCCUACAUCCAACGACUUUGGUUCUGAGAUCAUCCCCUUGGCUGUGAAAGAGCACAACGUCCAGGCCUUUUUGUUCAAUGACUAUUGGGAGGAUAUUGGAACUAUAGGAUCAUUCUUUGAUGCCAACUUAGCUCUCACCGAACAGCCUCCUAAGUUCCAGUUUUACGAUCCAAAAACGCCCUUCUUCACAUCUCCACGGUUCUUGCCACCUACCAAAGUUGAUAAAUGCAGGAUACUUGACUCCAUAGUUUCACAUGGGUGUUUCUUGAGGGAGUGCAGUGUGCAGCACUCUAUUGUGGGAAUACGAUCACGUGUAGAGUCUGGAGUAGAGCUUCAGGAUACGAUGAUGAUGGGAGCAGAUUUCUACCAGACAGAAGCUGAAAUCGCGUCUCUGUUGGCGGAAGGGAAAGUUCCAAUAGGUGUAGGCGAGAACACCAAGAUCAGGAACUGUAUAAUUGACAAGAACGCCAAGAUCGGGAAGAACGUGUUCAUAGCGAAUGCAGAUGGUGUGGAAGAAGGAGAUAGGCAAGUGGAAGGGUUUUAUAUAAGAUCAGGCAUAACCGUUGUGUUGAAGAACGCUACCAUUAGAGAUGGUUUGCAUCUUUAAUCUAAAACCCAUGACUUUUUAACGAGAGACGGACGCUAUGUUCGAUUGAAAUAAUUUAAUAUAACAAGAGGGACAACUUAAGAAAUUGUUAUCAGAUACAUUUUAAAAUAUGUUAUUAUCCAA
This is a messenger RNA of Brassica oleracea var. oleracea, 1696 nucleotides long. RefSeq names its product glucose-1-phosphate adenylyltransferase large subunit 2, chloroplastic. Gene Ontology annotation, molecular function: glucose-1-phosphate adenylyltransferase activity. The record is from RefSeq and is a predicted model, not a curated record. NCBI's taxonomy places the organism in Eukaryota, Viridiplantae, Streptophyta, Magnoliopsida, Brassicales, Brassicaceae. Gene Ontology annotation, biological process: glycogen biosynthetic process.